Molecule: messenger RNA, 1563 nt
Organism: Funneliformis caledonium
Lineage: Eukaryota; Fungi; Glomeromycota; Glomeromycetes; Glomerales; Glomeraceae
Source: the annotation of a GenBank genome assembly
AUGGAGCGUAAGCUUACAGAAUAUCAAUAUGUUUGCCAGCAUUUGACAGAUAGUACAUUGGUUGCAAAAAAUUUUUACUCGUAUUUUGGUUAUACUUCCUUAUCGGAUGGCAUAGAUGCACUUCAGAAUAUAUUAAAAUCGUUACGUGACGAUACUAAAUUUCGUAACAUUGCUGAGGGAUAUUUGAAGCGAGACAAUUUUUUUAGGAACGAUAAGAUAGAUUUUUAUUUUAUGAGAAAGGAGAGAAAGAUGAAGGAGAAGAGGACUACAGAGAAAACGUUAACCAUGGCGAACGAAAGACACGAUCUGGCAACUGACAUCGUUCACAAUAAUUUACUUAAUAGUUUAAAUAAAGUAACAAAUAAUUUAGAAGAGAACGAAGACGACAAUGACGAGGCUAAAUCAAGUACACCUCCUGUCAAAGUCGAUAAUAACAGCAAUACACAGGCAAAUAACUUGCCGUGUUAUCUUGAUCAAAUUCCUCUUCACGCUGAAUAUUCACAUAUGAGGGAAGAUUGGAAAAUGGACGAUAUAAAUUUAAGCAAUAACCUAAAGGGGAUUGGUAUAAUUAAACGCGGCCAUUUUAACUUUUCAGAUACGGAUUGUACAUCACAAAUAAGUGAUGAGCAUUGGGACGAAGUCAUCAUCCCAUUUUUAUCAAAACAUAAGUUGAAAAAUGCUUUUUCUACGGAGGAUGACGAAAAAACGCUGAUAAAUAUGUUUGGCGAAGAAAAAAAAAGGAUGCUCUUAAAACCAGGUAACCUAAAGUUGGUAUACAGCUUGACGGAUACCGAAGAGGACACCACAGAAGUUCUUAAAAUUGUGAAUCGAAUACGAUUAGUUCAAUACCUUAAGGAAUUUUCUGAUUGUCAGACCCUGACUUCGCUGGAGAAACAAUGGCCAAUAUCUCUUCCUUCUGAUAUAUUGGACAAACGAUUACGAGAUAUUUUGUGGGCAUCUGAGCUCAUAAAAUGGGUGAUUGUACAAUGGCAGGACGGUACUUUUCUCGGGGAAAUGAAAGAACAAUGGGUUAAAACACAGUUAGUAUCUCGACUUCUUGUGCCAAUAAAGCCUGGAGAAAUUGAAUCAAAUGCAGAAAAAAUAGUCGCUAACUACGACAAAGCAUUGAUGUUACCAAAAAUCAAAGCAAAAACUCGUGUAGAUGGUCUGGAUGAUGCCGAGGAAUUUGAGAAUGUUUGGGUUGAACUAAAAGGUGGCCUUGGUAAUUACCAUGAAGCUGAAAACAGAAACAACCGUGAAGAUUUGGAAGUUUUGUUUAAGGGAUUCUCGACAAUGUCUGCAAUGCAGGCCCUUACAAUGCCAGAAGAAGCAAAGAAGGAAAUUGGGGAUCUUGAAUUUUUCGGAAUACGAGGGAGUGGCAUUCAAGAUCUAUUAUAUGCAAUUAGAAUCGUUUACUCAUUUAAGAUAAGAAUAAAAACCAGUAAAUUAAAGUUUCACCAGGUCAGAGCUUUGGCAAGAAGUAAAAGAGUUUUUGAGGCUGAUUCUUCGCCAAUCAAAGCAAAGAGGAUUCGAAAACUUUCCGAUAUAACUUCAAUGAAAUGA